GUCACGUGGAAUCGGGACGCGGAAGUGUGGGUUUCCAGGAAGCUUGAUUCCCUCUGUCGCAUGUCUGGAGCGUCUCGUGUGUGUGUGUGUGUGAGAGAGAGAUGGAUGCUCGGCUCUGUGUGCUGCUCAGCGCCGCGGUUCUGAUCCGCUGUGUGCUGCUGUGCAUCGGUGUGUAUCAGGAUCAGAAUCUGCAGCUCAAGUACACGGAUGUGGAUUAUCACGUGUUCACGGACGCCUCCAGGUUCAUCACACAGGGUCAGAGUCCGUAUGAGAGAUCCACGUACCGCUACACUCCUCUGCUGGCGCUGCUGCUGACGCCGAACGUGCUCCUGAGCGCUCACUGCGGGAAGCUGCUGUUCGUGGGCUGUGAUCUUCUGUCCGCUCUGCUGCUCUUCCGGCUGCUGGUUCUGCGUGGCUCGUCCCGGAGCUCGGCGAGGGUUUACUGCGGUCUGUGGCUGUUUAACCCUCUGACCAUCGGUGUGUCCACCCGUGGGAACGCCGAGUCUCUGCUAGCUGUGCUGGUUCUGUCCUCACUGCUGUGUCUGGAGUCCAGGAGACGGACGUCUGCAGCGCUUCUGUUCGGUCUAUCUGUCCACAUGAAGAUCUACCCGGUCACUUACGCGCUGCCCAUCGCUCUCUCCCUGACCGGAGCACCGUCCCGCGGCCGAGGACUGAUCCAGAACCUGCUCCGCUGCUUCAACAGGGAUCUGCUGCAGUUUGCGGCUGUUUCUGGAUCAGUGUUCUUGGCUCUGAACCUCAUCUUCUACAGCAUGUACGGCUGGGAGUUCCUCCAGGAGUCGUAUCUGUUCCACCUGACGCGCAGAGACAUCCGUCACAACUUCUCUCCGUACUUCUACAUGCUGUAUGUGACGGCGGAGCAUCGCUGGAGCGGCGUCCUGUCGCUCGUCUGCUUCCUGCCACAGCUUCUGCUGCUGCUGCUGUCCUCGCUGGCCUUCCGCUCUGACCUGCCCUUCUGCUGCUUCAUCCACACCGCCGUCUUCGUCAGCUUCAACAAAGUCUGCACUUCCCAGUAUUUUCUGUGGUAUCUGUGUCUGCUGCCGCUGGUUGUGUCUCGACUGACGCUGGGUUGGAGACGAGGUCUCGGGCUGCUGCUGCUGUGGUUUGUGGGACAGGCGCUGUGGCUGUCGCCGGCGUAUUAUCUGGAGUUCGAGGGCUGGAACACUUUUGCUCUCAUCUGGAUCGCCGGCCUGCUGUUCCUCCUCAUAAACUCUCUCAUACUGGGACAAAUAAUCUCCCAUUACAGACCCGCGGACGCCCAGCUGAAGAAGACCGACUGAACAUCAUCACUCCUCAACGAUCACAUGUAAAGAUAUGUAGAAGAGUGUUUCUGCUUGUGUUCUGGAUAUAUUCAGCAGAUCCUGGAGAUGGACGAGCUGACCACUAGAUGUCACCCAGCAGCAGUUCUACAGAUCUGAUGUUGAACAAGCAGAUGCAGACUUCAAGUGCUGGACUUUAAACACUUUAAACACAAACUACAUUUGAGACCAAGUCUGUUGCUCUCACAGAUGAACUUUUACUGGACUUGUGUUUCAGACCUGUAAAUGCUUUGUGAUCAUGAUAAUGAGUGUUUGUGUCCAUGCAGAUAUUAUCAUGAGUGUGAACCAACAUGUUUUAUGAAUGAUAUCUGCACGUCUGAUCUUGCUCCGCCCACCCGACGAUGUCAGCACCAAUAGGAGUGAGUGUUGCGUGGUGGUGGGCGGGGCCUCUGAUGAUUCACUGCUGAAGUUAAUAAUUGAGCUGGUGCUGGAGAAGAGCAGCUGAGUGAAGUGAAGGGUUAAACACGGUUAGAUCAUCUCACCUGCUGGGACCAGCAUCCUCUCUGUGUGCGCUUCGGUUCAGCACAACCCUGGUUUAAGCUUUAAAAUACUUCUGUUGUCACAUUAUGUUCUGGUUAACAUUUUUUCCUCAAAAUACUGGCUGCCAUUAUUGAUUGAACAGAAGCAGUCUGCAGAUCUGUUUAUGUCUGACACAUUCACUCGCACACAAUACUGUCUUAUUAAAGUGAUCAAAAGAAGAAUGUGAAUCACAAGGGGAAAUGAUUAAUUCUGCCAUUAUUCAUAUUAAAAUACUGCAAUAGUA
This is a messenger RNA of Carassius auratus (goldfish), 2100 nucleotides long. RefSeq names its product phosphatidylinositol glycan anchor biosynthesis, class M (gene pigm). Gene Ontology annotation, molecular function: alpha-1,4-mannosyltransferase activity; GPI mannosyltransferase activity. Bases 102 to 1298 code for a protein of 398 amino acids. The transcript has 5 exons. Gene Ontology annotation, cellular component: membrane; glycosylphosphatidylinositol-mannosyltransferase I complex. NCBI's taxonomy places the organism in Eukaryota, Metazoa, Chordata, Actinopteri, Cypriniformes, Cyprinidae. Gene Ontology annotation, biological process: GPI anchor biosynthetic process. The record is from RefSeq and is a predicted model, not a curated record.